GGAUGGCCCAAUAUAAACGAUUCCUCUUUGUCCCUCCUGUUAUUUCUUCUUAAUUAUAUCAGUCUACACCGCCGCAUCAUAAUAUGCAGAACGGCGACCAUGUUCGCAAUGACAACGGUCACUCCUUCUCGCAUCCUGGCCUCAUUCUCCCAACUCAAUCUGUUCAGAAUCAGAUCCAUGAGUUAGCGAAGACCCUUCCGCCUCCAAGAAAGCAAAACACCGCGUGUGAUGCCUGCAGGUCCCGAAAGGUCAAAUGCAAUAGACUUCCUGGCGAAGACAAGCGCCAGCACUGCUUGUCCAAGAAUUAUCCUUGCACCCAUUUCGUUCAACAAGCGACCAGCGAAAAGAAGCGUAGCGCUGCCGCUCGGAGGCCGAGAAAUAUAUCAACAAGCUCAAGGUUAGCUUUGGGCACUCCUAUCUCGUCUCGCUUAUUCACUGUUUCAUCGCCCAUCGCUGAACAUAAUACUCCCCCCUGGCUUAAAGCCGCAUUUGGUCCAUGGAAUUCAGGGCGCCUGCAAAGUUAUGGUGGUCUCAACAUGCAAUCCACUACUCCAACGCUUCUUCAUCACCUGUUUGCUGCGCCGGAAAGCGACUCCACAUUUAUGUUCAAAUCACGAUCACCAGGCUACGCCACAUGGGGAGACAUGGCAUCCAAACUUGAAGACGAAGCCUUCCGAGCAGAGUUCGCCCUUGACCUUGUUGAAGUUUAUUUCCAGAUAGUCCAUACUCGUCUUCCUCUUCUCAACCCCUUGCAGUUUCGCGCGCGGUUAAAUCUCCAGGCGACUCAACAAAGGCCAGUGAUUGCAAAGCAGGACGAACCAUUACACCCAGCCCUUAUCGCAACAGUGCUUGCCUGGGGUGCAAAAUUCUCCGAACAUCCCCUUCUGGUGGCGGAUCGCGAAAGAAAUGGUGGGCAAAGCCUGCUCGCUAAAGCACUCAUCAACCGCACCCGAGAGUUGGCCGAGUCAUUAAAAGUGCACCGCAUACCAAACCCACAUCAUGUCGUCAUCUCGUUGCUCAUCGAACCUCUGCAAUGUCAGGAUCCACGACAUGACAACGGCUUCCACGGGUUCUGGCUCACCAGCGGAAUACGUAACUUACUUGGAUUGCAGAUCAAUCACAAAUCCGUGAUGGGGCUUAUCAAAGAUCCCGAGGCGCGCGGUACCAUGAUUUUCGCUUGGUGGAUGGCUUGUCUGUCGGAUGCAUUCUCCUCGUUUUAUUACCGCCGGAAGCCUAUGCUUGAUGACGACGACUAUGACAUCGACUUCUACACCGCUGAUCAGAAUACCCAGGAGACCACCGACCCCACGGCUCCAUCCCCUAGAGAACAACUUGAGUUUUUGGGGUACUACCGAGCUGCACACGCCCUUGCUCGGAUCUCCCGGACAAUUGCACGCCAACUCUGGAGACCAUCUACAGAUCAAGACGGCAUUCCCCUUGAUUCCGUCCUGUCGUACAUCUCGGACCUAAGUAAAUGGAGAGAUGCUCAUUUGUCCAAGGUCGGUGUGCCACCUAAUUUGGAGGCUAAUUGGGAUUUCGUAUCUGCGGUCUCUGCAUGUGCAAGCGAUGCUCAGUAUCACGUCACCUGGGUAGCCCUUUUCUUUGCGAUGGAUGAGUUUGGGAUCCGCGACGACGCUUUCACGCCAAGUAAUAUCAAUCAGGUGGAGACUGCAAAACGUAGAGUCAUGGAAGAAGCUCUGCAAGCUUCUUUGCGCAUCGCGGCGCUCGCUGGAGUACUUACUUCAAAUGGCUACUUGAAACUGGAUCCUGCGGUCAUGCAUGUCAGUUGUAUCAAUGCAGGAAAUUUACUUGCUCGGCUGGGUCGUCCCGAAGUGCUUCAGUGCAUCAAGGCGUUGGAACAAUACAGCUAUGCUUAUGAAGAGACGAAGGAACAUGCACUGGAUAUCAGCCGCGAGUAUGAAAUUGCGCUGCUAAAGGGUCCGAAUAAUUUCCAAGAAAUGGCUAGCGCUAUCAACCCAUCUUCUCGUGCCUUCCACGCAGACACCAUGAGCGUCGACGCACUAACCAACGGCAACGGCAAGCACCAUGGAAAUACGAUCAGUUACUUGCUAUCCCCCAAGCCCUCGCCCGUGACGGGCUGUUGA
Molecule: messenger RNA, 2105 nt
Organism: Suillus subaureus
Lineage: Eukaryota; Fungi; Basidiomycota; Agaricomycetes; Boletales; Suillaceae
Exons: 18
Coding region: 84-2105 (673 amino acids)
Biological process (GO): DNA-templated transcription; regulation of DNA-templated transcription
Cellular component (GO): nucleus
Molecular function (GO): zinc ion binding; DNA-binding transcription factor activity, RNA polymerase II-specific; DNA binding
Source: RefSeq, a predicted model, not a curated record